Hibiscus syriacus is the source of this 1589-nucleotide messenger RNA. RefSeq lists its product as uncharacterized. Lineage: Eukaryota; Viridiplantae; Streptophyta; Magnoliopsida; Malvales; Malvaceae. The transcript has 8 exons. Gene Ontology annotation, biological process: regulation of DNA-templated transcription. The record is from RefSeq and is a predicted model, not a curated record. Gene Ontology annotation, cellular component: histone deacetylase complex. Gene Ontology annotation, molecular function: transcription coregulator activity; protein binding. The coding region runs from base 661 to 1341 and encodes 226 amino acids.
GACAAAGACUGCUCUUUUGAUGCCAAAAUCUUGACCUUUUUCAACUUUUUUUUGUUCUCUCAACUAGUUUCCUGGAAAAUGCAGCAAAGAGAAUUUUAGCUCUUCUUUAACCUUCUCUUUGUUUUAUUCUUUCAAAAAAAAAAAAAACAAUGGGAUUUUUGUAAUAUAACUGAGUAGCCAUUAUUGAUUUCUUGUUCUGGACCUAAAUUUCUUAUGCUUACCUUAUAUGGUUAAAUGGGUUUUAUUCACUUUAAACUUUUUGUUGUUGUUUGAGAUUCCACUUCCUUUUCCAGUUUAAAUUUUCUCAGCAACCAAACAUGAUUUCUCUACCUUGGCUUUUGAUAUGGUGAUAUCAGCAAAAUCUUAGUGAUGAAAUAACAUCGUCUCCUUUUAUUUUUCUGGGUUUCAUUUAUUGAAAUCAAUCAAAGCCCGUGAAUCAGUCAUUGGAUUCUCCAUAGCCAAGACUUGGCAUUCAACUCACCCCUCAAACUAUUCGUGGCCAUGAACAAAGCUCAGAAUACUUAACUGCAAAAAAAAAAACCAAAUGGAUGUUCUGAGUUGAUGAGUUAUAAGUCAACUUUGGUUUUUGAGAAUCUGGGAAUUUGAAUUGAGGAAGAACCAAAUUAGCUUGGUUUUAACAGUUGAACUUUGGGAACGAAAAUGUUGCAGCAGCAGCAGCAUGAACUGUGUUCUUCUCGGAUUCUGUCUCCGUCCCGAGAGGAAAUUUGUGACGAAGAGCUUUCGGUUCUUCCGAGACACACGAAAGUUAUCGUCACCGGGAACAAUAGAACAAAGUCUGUAUUGGUUGGUUUGCAAGGUGUCGUCAAGAAGGCGGUCGGCCUCGGUGGUUGGCAUUGGCUGGUUUUAAAGAAUGGGGUUGAAGUAAAGCUGCAAAGGAAUGCACUGAGUGUGCUCGAACACCCUACAGGGAAUGAAGUAGACGGUGAUCAUGAUUUCGAGAAUUCAAGCAGUGGCUCAGACAUUGCUAGUAGCAUCGAGUUCCAGAGGGUUUCUAAACCGAGAGUACGACAUACGAAACCAUGGAUCCCAUCUGCAUCCAUGAAAGCAUCCAACCGUAGCAGUUAUAGAGAUGUUCAAUCCAUUAUCAGUGCACCCCAGUCGGUAAACUUGGCAAGACUCGACACCGACUCCUUGAGAAGAUAUUGCAGGCACUUCAAACUUGGUAGCAUCAAUGUUUAUUCACCAAGGGAACUAAUGCUUAACACAGUGCAGCAGCAUUUUGGGUCACAGCCACCACUGAACGACGUACAGGUGAUCUCGGAAUUCAUAACUGCCGCUAAGAGACUGAAAACGGACUACUCACAUAGUGAGCAACUCUGAAUGUUCCUUCAACAUUGCAGUCGAUACUUAUUUUAGUUCCAAUUCUAACAUUAGAUUAGUUCCAACUAAAAGACUAAUAGGGAGGAGUAAUCGAUCGACCGACUGACCGGAUGUUGUCCCCGGAUUCUAACCUUGUAAUAUAGGGCUUGUGGCCUUUGCUAGUGUUCUAGUAUGUUUACCGUUCCAAUACUGCGCAUAUAUGUACGUGUUAGUACUGAUGAAUUCUUUAAUGUGUUCUGAAUUUUCUC